Messenger RNA from Carassius auratus (goldfish), 1245 nucleotides. Its product is annotated as putative nuclease HARBI1. The record is from RefSeq and is a predicted model, not a curated record. Bases 23 to 871 code for a protein of 282 amino acids. Lineage: Eukaryota; Metazoa; Chordata; Actinopteri; Cypriniformes; Cyprinidae. The transcript is spliced from 2 exons.
UCCGAAUCUAGAGAGAGAGACAAUGAGGAGCCACGCAAUACCCGUUCCCUUGCAGGUGCUGACAACACUUGGUUUCCUGGCAACUGGUUCUUUCCAAAGGGAACUGGCAGACCGCUCAGGAAUAAGCCAGUCGUCUUUGAGCCGGGCAAUGCCAGUGGUAUGGGACGGGAUCAUCCGCAUGUCUGCCAGGUAUAUCAGGUUCCCAUAUGAUGCAUUUGACCAGCCAAACAUUAAAAUGCAAUUUGCAGCGAUAGCCGGUUUUCCUAAUGUUAUCGGAGCGAUCGACUGCACACACAUUGCUAUAAAGGCGCCAUCUGAAGAAGAAUUUGCAUAUGUGAAUCGGAAACAUUUCCAUUCAAUAAAUGUGCAGAUAAUAUGUGAUGCACAAAUGCGCCUAACAAAUAUUGUGGCAAGGUGGCCUGGGUCAACCCAUGAUUCAUACAUCCUUACAAACAGCAUGGUUGGGAUGAGGCUCCAAGCUGGCAGGGUGCGUGAUGGGUGGCUUCUUGGAGACCGCGGUUAUCCACUAAAGACGUGGCUUUUAACCCCCCUCACCAACCCACAAACUGACCGAGAGCGCAGAUACAAUAAUGCCCAUUCUCGCACUCGUUCAGUUGUAGAGCGGGCGAUUGGGCAGCUGAAAUGUCGGUGGCGCUGCCUUGACAGGACUGGGGGGAUGUUGUUAUACCGCCCUGACAAGGUGUGCCGCAUUGUGCUGGCCUGUGGUGUGCUGCACAAUGUCGCGCAUAGGCAUGGCAUACCACUUGGUGAGGUGGCAGCACCGCCAGAUGACCCCGACCCAGGACCAAUUUAUGUGCAGCCCAACCAACAAGCCGUUCAUGCCCGCCAACAUGUGAUUGCGACAAUAUAAAUGGUAAUCAGAGACAAAAGUUCACUUUUUGACCAAUUCCUUUAAUGAGUGGCUUAUGUCUGUGAGUGCGUCAGUGAUAUUUUUCAGGUGACUGUUAAUUUCCCCGAUGGCCAUAAUGAUUUGCUGUUGUGACUCCAAAACAGCAUGUGUCAAGACGCGACCAGACGGACGGGCGUCAGCACUGGGGAGAGCACUGGAAACGCUGGGCACAGUGGGCGCUGGCUGCUCAGGAGGGGCGGACUCCGAGUGCCCCUCCUGGGAAGUGGAUGUUUCGGCUGUUGCGCCAUAUGGGUCUAAAUAAAAAGGCAAAUGUUAACUGUAAUUUAAGUACGUUCCAUUUUUAAGGGGCACACACAUUUGCAAUAAAUGAAAUG